Molecule: messenger RNA, 1467 nt
Organism: Guillardia theta CCMP2712
Lineage: Eukaryota; Cryptophyceae; Pyrenomonadales; Geminigeraceae
Exons: 15
Coding region: 1-1467 (488 amino acids)
Biological process (GO): Ras protein signal transduction; protein ubiquitination
Cellular component (GO): cytoplasm
Molecular function (GO): zinc ion binding; ubiquitin protein ligase activity
Source: RefSeq, a predicted model, not a curated record
AUGCUUGCAACAUGCUGUGGGCUCAUUUACUGCAAGGUCCGUAUUUGCAAGAGCAAUGUUGAUGGGAGCUUGUCAAGAGAAAGAAACACGCAGCUUUGCAUCUUAGCUGUCCCCAUGUUCAUGACAAUAGCAGACUUUUGCCGAUUCUUGGGCCCUCUCAUGGAGAACAUACUUCACAUGCGCAUUGUGCAUGACGAUUCACGAGCAAGGUACAUCGUCUUGAUGGACUUCGACAGCCAGCGAAGGCAUGCCAUGUCGAUUGCAGAUGCCAUGUACAUCGAGUUCAACGGGAAGCCGUACAGUUCCAUGGACACGGAGCGAUGUAUCGUGCUGUUCGUGCAAGAGAUCGUCUUCUUGGAGCAAGACCCCGCUGCCAAGUUUCAUAGUGCCGCUCCUUCGGCUCGUGGGACCGACAAGGUUUGCCUGGAACGACUCGACACGUCUGUGACAGGGAUCAUGACAACCAUCUGCAACCAUUCCUUUCAUUGCAGAUGCUUGUCCGAUUGGCCGGACUCGUCAUGCCCUGUCUGUCGAUACUGUCAGCUACCCGAGAGCCAAUCGGGGAUGACCUGCCUGCUGUGUGGGGCUGCGGACGAUCUGUGGAUGUGCCUCAUCUGCGGUUACGUGGGUUGCGGGAGGUACGCGGGUCAGCACGCGCUUGAGCACUACAAGGAGACGAGUCACACGUUCUCGAUCGAGCUGGUCACGCAGAGGGUGUGGGACUACUCGGGCGACAACUACGUGCACCGGCUGGUCGCGAACAAGGUGGAUGGGAAACUUGUGGAGCUGCCGGAGGGAGGAGGGAUGCGGGGACAUGCAAGCCAUGAACAUGAUGAGAAACUUGAGGUGAGGGCUGCGAGAGCGAUGCAGAGAAGAGGAAGGGACAACGGAGCAGAGGAUGCUCUGGGGAUUGUGGAAGAUGCUGAUAAGGAGGUUGUGAAGGAAGCGCGGAUGGCCUCGAAGCUCGAUCAUGUAUUCAUGGAGUACAACGAGAUGCUGAUGAGGACACUCGACUCACAGCGAUCCUACUAUGAAGGAAAGCUGCAGGAGCUGAAGGAUCAGUACGAGAGUCAGUUACAUGCUACAUCCAUGGCGCUCGCAAGCAAGGAGAAGGAGCUACGAGAAGAGCGGGAGGAGAGCGAGAAGAGGAGCAAGGAGAAGAAAGCUGACGAGAAGAAAAUCACCCUCAUGUCCGAGCGGUUGAAGAAGGCGUGGGAAGACGCAGAAUUUCACAAGCAGCUCAACGAGUCGCUCACAUCAAAUCAGAAGGCUCUCAACGAGCAACUUGCAGCAGCUGCAUUGAAAGAUGAAGAGAUCAAAGACCUCAAGGAGCAGGUACGCGAUCUCAUGUUCUACCUCGAAGCUCAGCGAUCCGUCGAGGAGAGCGAGUCGAGCGAGGAGAUUCGCAACGGUCAGAUCAUGGUGCAGACCCCAGCAGCAACUCGAACGCGACGAGGCCGGAGAUGA